Paramuricea clavata is the source of this 3822-nucleotide messenger RNA. The record is from the annotation of a GenBank genome assembly. Lineage: Eukaryota; Metazoa; Cnidaria; Anthozoa; Malacalcyonacea; Plexauridae.
AUGGAUUCAGGAAGCGUGACUGCUUCCACAGAGGCAGAUAUUAUAAGUGAUUUGCUGAAGAAAUCUUUCUCUACUCGUCAACCGGGCAAGCAAAAUAUAAUUGUAAUGCAACAGCGAAUGCCAAAUUUACAAUCGACCACUGGGGAUAGAAGGUUUCAGGUGAGUUGGUACACAAAGAAAGAUUGGCUUUGUGUCAGUUUAACCAAGAAGGCAAUGUUUUGCUGGCCAUGUCUUUUAUUUUGUCCUGGAACUUCAUCAUCAUGGACGAAGACUGGCUUCAGAAAUAUGAAGGGCUUUCUGUCAGAUUGCAAGAAGCAUGAGAGGGCAGGAUUCCACAUGGCUGCUUACAAGACCUGGAAAACCUAUGGUUCUGGACCUCGUGUGGACUCUCACUCACAAGCCAGACGUGACGAGAUUCAGCGUCAUAAUGAGGAGGUAAGGCAAAAUAGAGAAAUGUUUAAAAAUGUAACACAAGCUGUUCUAUAUUUGUCUAGGCAAGAGCUUGCAUUUAGAGGUCAUGAUGAAUCUAACGAUAGCUUGAACAGAGGGGAAUACAGGGAAUUGCUUGAACGUUUUGCCAGAAUGGAUUCUGUUUUUGAAAGGCAGUUACAUGGUAGGCUUGCCGAAUCGAGCUUGAGAGGGGGUGGGCGGUUUACUGGAGUUUCCCCUGAUAUUCAAAAUGAUUUGAUUAAUUGUCUUGAUAUGAUAAUUGAUAUGAUUGCACUUUUUUGAGUAUACAGGUUGAUGAGGCGACUGAUGUAUCCACCAAAGAGCAGUUGUGUAUGAUCGUUCGUCUGGAUAAAGGGAGUGAUAUUAUAGAAAGGCAACAUGGGUUUGUAGAUGUUAGUUCCAACAGAACUGCAACUACUUUAUCGACAGUUAUUAAAUGUAAGUUGAUUCAGCAUGAAAAUAUCAUGGAUAAGCUUAUUGGACAAACUUAUGAUGGUGUCAUAAUGUCGGGUCAUCUCAAUGGUGUUCAAGCUCAAAUACAACGGGAAUAUCCUUUUGCCCAUUUUGUUCAUUGUGCAGCUCAUAGGCUGAAUCUUGUAUUGUGUCAAGCUGCAUCCUCUUUUGCACCUGUGAAGAGAUUUUUUAUUAACAUAUGUGCUUUUUGUACUUUUACUAACAAUGCUCCAAGGAGGAAAGCAUUUCUGUCUUCCCAUAACCUUGAGUUUCCCAGUCCUGGUGAUACACAGUGGUACUAUAGAGCUCGUGUCAUCAAUGUUUUGUAUAAUAAUUAUGAGAAACUUAUAGAAAUAUUUGAAAAUAUUGUUGACAAUCCAACAGGUUGGGAUGAUGAAACAUUGAAUAAGAUGACUGGUUUACUUGGUUACCUUAAUGGAUUUUUGUUUUGUUUUUUGGUGUUAAUUUUUCAGAAGAUUUUAGAGCAGUCAUCUAUACUUUAUUCCAUCUUGCAAGACAAAAAUACUGAUUUUCAAUGUGGGAUGAAAUUGAAACUGAGAGUUAACGGCAGGUACAAAACGCAGGUUGGAAUUUUGCAGGUUGGGAAUUUUGCAGGUUGGAGUUUUGCAGGUUGGGGAUUUUGCAGGUUGGAAUUUUGCAGGUUGGAAUUUUGCAGGUUGCCAGGAACUUUGCAGGUUGACAAUGCAUGCACUUAUAUAAGUUAUAAUUAGACCACUUUUUUUAGUAUUCUAUAGUAAAUUUAGUUGUAUAUUUAUUGCAAUCUGACUCCUUAUCGGCGCUUUUGAUAUCAGCCUAUCCUGCUGCCAUGUUCCUAGCCUCUGCUCUAAGGCUAGUGGCCAUCACCCCCGUGAAAGCAUUCAAAAUGACCAGAUUGGCUUGGACCUACAGGGAGACAAAUGUUUUGAUUGUUGCGAGGUGCCUACAUGGCGUGGCGGCGUUUACACUAGAAUGUUAUUAAAAGUUAACUAACUCUCUAGUAAUGAUACGGUAAUUGGCAAUUCCAGCUUUUAAUUUAUGCGCGCAGGGGGUGAAUGGAAGUAAGGUGUCAUAUUGCUGAUUAUGCCGAAAAAUUUCAAUAAAAACUGCCAAACAACCUAAAUAUUUCAAUAUUUAGAAGUACAAGCUAUCACUCAUUUUUAUUUUUUCAGCAUAAUCAGCAAUAUGAUACCUAACUUCCCAUCCUCCCCUGCAUGCAUAAUUUGCAAAAAUUAAAAGCUGGAAUUGCCUAUUGGGGGCUUGAGUGGACUUCUCAUAAGUGGGUGCAGAGGAGAGACACCUCAUUCAGGCAUUUUCUGAACUGGCACCACAUCAUGUAGGCUCCUCGCAACAAUCGAAACAUUCGUCCCCCUGAAGGUCCAAGCCAAUCUAGUCAUUUUGAAUGUUUUAACGAAGGUGAUGGCCACUCUUUAGAGCAGAGGCUAGGCACAUGGCAGCAGGAUAGGCUGAUAUAAAAACCGACAAGGAGCCAGACUGCAAUAAGUACACAAUUCAAUUAUACUAGUCAGAAUACUUUAUAGUGGUGUAUCGUUUGCAUCAUCAACCUGCAAAAACCCCUGGCAACCUUGCAUCAUCAACCAGCAAAAUUCCUGGCAACCUGCAAAAUUCCAACCUGCAAAAUCCCCAACCUGCAAAAUUCCAACCUGCAAAAUCCCCAACCUGCAAAAUUCCAACCUGCAAAAUCCCCAACCUGCAAAAUUCCAACCUGCAAAAUCCCUAACCUGCAAAAUUCCAACCUGCAAAAUUCCCAACCUGCAACCUGCGUUUUGUACCUGCCGGAGAAUUACUUCUCUGAGAACAGAUGCCAAAUUUGAGAAUUACUUCUCUGAGAACAGAUGCCAAAUAUUCUGAGUUUUACGACAAAGCUGUUGAGAAAGUGGGCCCUCCAGUGACCAAGUAUGACCUAAAGCAUAAUUACAAACAAAUGUUUUUUGAAAUUCUUGAUUCCAUUGUAGGCAUGCUGACUGAGCAUUUUCACAAUAUGGAUCGUUUUAGGGUUCUUGUGAACCCAAGGGUAUUUAAGACUUGGAAUGGUGAAGUGCCCUCAGAGAAACUGGAUCUUCUCAAGGAAAUGUAUGGUGAUUUAUUUGACAUACCAAUGCUAGUCAGCCAACUUUGUUUUAUUUACAGGGAUAAGGACUUUCAUAAAGAUUCUUGUGGAGAGUUAUUGAAAUAUAUUUUUCAGUUCCAUCUGCAAUCUAGCAUUCCUGAAGUAGUAAAGUUGCUGAAGAUGAAUGGUGUUAUAUCAGUCACUAGUGCUUCUGUUGAAAGAUCAUUUUCCUGUUUUAAGAGGGUAAAAAGUUAUUUGAGAAAUACCAUGAGUCAAGGCCGUCUUAGUUCUCUUUGCAGGAUUUCCAUACACAAAGACAUAUUGUCAGAAAAAGAAGAUGCAGGUACCUUGCAUGAAGAGGUGGUAAAGAGGUUUGUUGAAAAACCAAGGAGACUUGCUUUCCUAUAUAAGUAAUGGUAUAUCUAAUAUAGGUUGGUACCUCAUAUUAACCCAUUAAAGAGCAAGACUCUUUCCUUGGCAACUAAAACCAUCUGGCUUUAGACGGAGUUAAAGAAUAAAAUUGGGUGCAUUGCUGCUUAAUGGGUUAAUAUACAUGUUUGUCAGUAUGAUUUCAGUUUUGUCACCUUUAAUUUACAGCUUAAAAUUACUUGCAUAUCAGGGAAUAUUAGAUUUAUACCACUCAAAUGUGGUGAGUCCAUGAUAAAACUCUUCCUGGGUGAAAAUAAUUUCCAUGUUAUUAUUUUACUAUUUCUAUGUUAAUUAGACUUAUACAGAAAAUUGCACCGGUGCAGAAAGUUUGUCUUGCAUUUACAUAUUAGUCUAUGGCUUAUUGUAUGUUUUUUCGUUGGCAAUGAUGAUUGUCUUUCUAGUGCAGCAUCAUAACUUUUUGA